GCAGCCGGCAGGCAGAGUGAGUUCGGUCACAGCUGUGUUCGGCUCUUUGUCGGUCUCCUCUCUGCGCCUUUCUAUCCGGUACAAGGAUACAAAGAGGCGGACAGACAACAUGAAAUAGAGUCAGAGCAUGCGAGCGGCGGGGGCAGCAGAGGGACACGACAAACCCAAGCGGACUGUGGUCUAGUCCGGACACGGAUACUACUAUCUCCGUAGUGGAUAAUCCGCUCCGCCGAUGUACGCACUGGAUUGUACCCACCAAAGAGUGUCGAGACCCGGGGGAGAGGGGCGGCCGUUAUCGCACAGGUCUGUCGGGGUUUAGGAGCGGAUCAUGGAUAAAACUUUGCACAUUCUCCAGAAAUCCGCAGACGGUGUGCCGACUGGGAUCCCCCUGGAUAUGAGUUUAAAUAUGGGUGAAGGGGAAGACUUCACAGAAAACCAGAUUGUGGGACUGUCAGAUAAAAUACCCCUGGUGAAACCGUAUUUCAAAAAGAAGCAGAGGAAACUGGACGCCAAAUGUCUCCACCGCGCCCUGGAGGAUCCUAUUCUGACCACUUUACUGAGCACGGAUACGCUGGUCUCUGGAGAUGGGGUCUUCGUCCCCCGGAACCAGGCCGGUCGGACUCCGGGGAACCUGUGCGCAGCUGCAGUAGUCAAACAGAACUGUAUGGAUCAGGUGUGUCUCAAAGACCCGGGGACUGCUGACGGUGCCUCUGCCGGCGCCAGGGUACCGGGGCUGAUGGCCCGGGACGGUGAUGUGGAGAUAGCUGAUACUACUGCAGAGCUGGAAGAGACAGAGCGAAGAGGGGAGCGACCCAAGAUCACUGACCCAACCCCUGACAGCCGCUGCUUCCAGCUGAAACCUGGCCUCAGGGCGGCCGGGAGCACAGUAACAAUAACCCCCCCCAGCACGGAUAUACCUCCCAUAGUUGCACCCCAGGCUCCUCACAAGGAGGGGAGCGUCAAAAGCAAUGACCUCUUAACCUCUGGGGCCAAAAGCCCUCCAGUCAAAAACUGCACUGGUGUCCAGGACCCCCAUCCCCUCAUCCUGCAGGCCUGUCUGCCCGACAAAAGAGUUCUAUUUCAGGAUAAAAGUGAGGAGGCCUCCCUGGACCUGGUUUUUGAGCUGCUCACCCAGCUCCAGUAUCACACACACCAGUCAGACUCUGUGGACAUUUGUGUGGAUUUUCUCCAAGGACAGUGUGUUUAUGGCAACGACUGUGCCCACCACCACACCGUACUGCCCUACCACUGGCAGAUCCGCAGGAGUAGCAGUCAGACGUGGCAGAGCAUAGCAGAUGAAUCCCAGGAACAACUGGAGAGACUGUACUGCAACCCGGACAAUGAGCAAGUCAGGCUCAAGUUUCAGGGCCGAGUGUUUUCCCUGGAUUUCGGGGCAAUGCGAGUGUGUGACCUGGAGUUUGACCACAUCCGUCGACUGACCACUCCUCCCAGCCCUCUUGCUACACCUACCACGAGUCCAAACCCCGCCCCUAACUGUCACACAGUGUGGAAGUACUACUGCAGAGACAAUUUUGGCUGGAGGGAAUACUCUGAGCCAGUGGUGAAGCUGAUAGAGGAGGCGAGUGCCAGAGGGCUCAAGGAGGUGCGAUUCAUUACGCUCCAGAACCAGUAUAUCCUCAACAUCAGGGAGGGCUUCCAGCAGAACGCCGUCUUUGGGUUCAGACGUCAGAUCAAGAAGCGACCCAUGUUCAUGUCCUCGGUCAUUCUUACGCCACAUCUACAGACUUUGGGGGGCCUGUCUUCUCCACUCCCCUGCUCCUCUUCCUCCUCAUCUAUGGACCUGUCAGCGUCUCAUCCUCUCUCGCCGACGACGACAAACCCUCCCAGCCUUUUCCCUGAAACGUGGUUGCCCAUGGCGAUGAGCCAAGACUUCCUUCAGGUGCCAGUGUCCCGUGACGACCGCAGCUACCGGACAGUGUACAGCCUGUUCCACAAGACUGUGUCGGAGACAAAGUUCAGGAUCAUCAAGAUCCUCCGAGUGCAGAACCCCUUCCUGUGGGAAAAGUACAAGAGGAAGAAGGAAUACAUGUCACGGCGUAUGUCAGAAAUGGACCGACUGCUGAGCGAGCGCCACCUUUUUCACGGCACCUCAGCCGACGUGGUGGAAGGCAUCUGCAAGCACAACUUCGACCCAAGGGUCUGUGGAAAACAUGCAACGAUGUUUGGCCAGGGCUCCUACUUUGCCCGCAAGGCAGUCUACUCCCACAACUUCUCCAAGCGCUCGCCCAAAGGUGUCCACUGCAUGUUCCUGGCCAAAGUCCUCACUGGCAGGUUUACAGUAGGAAAUCCUUCCAUGCGGCGACCUCCACCCAUUAACCCCCGCGACCCCUCCAGUGACCUUUAUGACUCUUGCGUGGACAACUGGGUGGAUCCCCAGAUCUAUGUCAUCUUUAAUGACGACCAGAGCUACCCCUACUUCAUAAUUCACUAUGAGGAGGUACCCAGCACAGUUGCCGUCUAAUCAGACUUGGGACGACGAGUGUUUGCAAAUAGUUUGUUUUAGUUUAUUAAGGUGCCAAAUGGGUGGAGUUUGUCACAGAACAUGAAAAAGAACAAAGUUUAGACUAAAAACUGAAAUUUACAAUACCAUGAUUUAUCACCUUAUGAAAUGUUGGAAUCGCUUUGUCAAAUAAAUUAAACUUCACCCAUGUAGUGCUUUAAAUGGCUUAAAACAAAGUGUAAGACAAAGAUGGCAAAUGGCAUGUGAUCCAGGUCUGCAGGCAUCGGGAUCUAACCAGAUUAGACCGCUGCAAGGAACAGCAGACUGGUCCCGACCAGACUGAACUGGACAAAACUGGACUAACAAAGGACAACACCUGUUUCAUCCAGUGUUCAAAGGUGGAUGACAACUGGCAACAGCUGCAGACACAACAUGCUUGACUGGACUCAUACGUCGGUCUUCGCUAUCCAGGAUAAACAGGAGCCGAGUGGUGAUCAUUAGACACAGGAGGAUUUAAUCUACUUUACUGAUCUGAAAAAACAGAUCUAGUCCCCCUGUCAUUUUGACUUGGUACCUACAUACACAGCCGUAUAGAGUCAGUUCCCCAUCAGGAUUCACCGUUUGUCCACACUGCUGUAGACAGUCGCGUCCUGCCAGUACUGUGAAUGACCAAGUGGUUGGAUUACUCUGAGGAAGCAGCAAGCAACCAAUUAGUGGCUUCCACUCUUUUGUAGAACAACUGUCCCCUUCAACCCUUCGAUCUCUGACAAAAAUCUUACUUGAGUGUUCACCCAGCCUCUGGCCCGUACAUUUUUUUUUUCUAACUGUAUGUGCUGCGUGUUUGAGUCUUUUAAUUUAGUGGACAUGAAUCUUGUGGCCUCUUCAACCAGACUUUUCAAUGGACAUCCACAUAAACCUCCAGGCAGAAAGUUUCGCAUGACGCCAGUGCUGCUCCAGUUGGCGUGUUUGCCUUUGCGCCCCACCACUUCGGUUUCUCGUGGGGGAUUGAAGAGUGUACAGUUUCACACUGAGACUACGCUGCCGCAACAGUGUAGCGUUUUGUCAACAGAACUGAACUCUCUGAAGCUCAUCAAUCCUGGAACGCUCUCGCUUAGAGACAGCAGACAUGUUUUAUUGAGAAAAACUGUACAGAUGUUCUCUUUGUUUAUAUUUGAACUGUGUGCCUUUUGUUCAUAAAAAUGUUUAUUUAUGUUAAAUGUAACAUUGAUUAAAUAAAGAAUCAAAAAGAGAAAAUGA
Messenger RNA from Sphaeramia orbicularis (orbiculate cardinalfish), 3718 nucleotides. RefSeq names its product TCDD-inducible poly(ADP-ribose) polymerase (gene tiparp). Gene Ontology annotation, cellular component: nucleus. Lineage: Eukaryota; Metazoa; Chordata; Actinopteri; Kurtiformes; Apogonidae. Gene Ontology annotation, molecular function: zinc ion binding; NAD+ poly-ADP-ribosyltransferase activity. The transcript has 7 exons. The record is from RefSeq and is a predicted model, not a curated record. Bases 329 to 2482 code for a protein of 717 amino acids.